UCCAGGAAAACCAAAAUGGCUAUCAGGAAACCAAACAAAUUGGCACAAACAGCAGUGAUAAAGCAAAUCCUGAAAAGAUGCUCCAGCUUGGGAAAGAAACAAAGCUACGAUGAACAAGGACUCCCCCUGGAUGUCCCUAGAGGGCACUUCGUCGUAUAUGUUGGGGAAAACAGAAGCAGAUACAUUGUACCCAUCUCUUUCUUGACCCGACCCGCGUUCCAGACCUUGCUUCAUCAAGCUGAAGAAGAGUUUGGUUUCGCUCAAGACAUGGGCCUCACCAUUCCUUGUGAAGAAGUUGUUUUCCAGUCCCUAACAUCAUUGCUCAGAUGAAAA
Hibiscus syriacus is the source of this 333-nucleotide messenger RNA. RefSeq names its product auxin-responsive protein SAUR50-like. The transcript has a single exon. The record is from RefSeq and is a predicted model, not a curated record. Bases 16 to 330 code for a protein of 104 amino acids. Lineage: Eukaryota; Viridiplantae; Streptophyta; Magnoliopsida; Malvales; Malvaceae. Gene Ontology annotation, biological process: response to auxin.